UCCUGAAGAGAGGGCAUGGUGUGCUCCUAGCCACUUGUCAAAAUGCCCGGCAAGAAAGACGCCAAGAAGGAUGCAAAGAAGGGUGGAAAGCCUGAACCAGAAAAAAAGAAAGAGGAGGAAAAGAAAGGAAAGGAUGACAAAAAGGGAGGAAAAGACGACAAGAAACCCAGCAAGGAUGAUAAGAAAAGUGGAAAGGAUGAUAAGAAAGGGGGGAAGGAUGAUAAGAAAGGGGGGAAGAAAGGAAAGGAGGAGCCACCCAAGGGGAAAGAUGAUGGAAAGAAAGGAAAAGAUAAAGGGAAAGGUAAGAAAGUGGAGUCCGAAGAGGAAGAGGAGGAGCUCCUGAGUGAUGAGGAAGAGGAUGAAGAGUUAAGUGAAGAAGAGGAGGAAGACUCAGAGGAUGACAGGAGAGGGAAGGGGCGAGGAGGCAGGGGGGCUAGGGGAAAGAAAGGGGGGAAGUCUAGACAUGCGGAAUACUCAGAAGAAGAUGACGAGGAGGAUGAAGAUGAAGAGGAGGAAGAUGAUGAUGAAGAGGACUAUGGGAAAUCCAAAAAGAAAUCUAAAGAUGGCCAUAAAGGAGGGAAAUCGGAUGCUGAUACAAAGAAGAAAAAAGGUAAAAAGAAAGAGGAAGCUCCACAGCUUCCAAUAAAGGAAAUCCCAAAGAAAGGUCUGAAGAACAUGUCCAGAAUGUUCAUGAAAUUUUCUGGAUUCAAGAGACGCAGGAACAGCAGGAAGAAGCUAAAAAGUACAUCACGUUUGUUCCUGGGGUUAGGGAGGAGAAAGACCCGCCUUGCUAAAAAGAAACGCCGCAAGUCCAUGCUGAAGAACACCUCUCGAUUCAUGAUGAGGUUUAAGGCCAGCAAAAAGAGGAAAAAGGAGAAAGAGGCCAAAGAGAAGGAGGCAGCAAAUGGUGGGAAAAAGCCAACCUAUAUGUUGCUUCGUCUGGGAGGAGGGAAAGAAUCAAAUGAAAAGAAGGGGGGCUUCUUCAAAGGCUUAUUUGGAAAAAAGAAUGGUGCCGGGGCUGCUGACGACUUCAAAGUCAGAAGUGUGUUGCUGGGAAAGGUUGCAGCAGCAACUAACUGGCUGACCAAACGCUUCCUGUCCACAAAAAUGCGAGGGCGUAGAGCACAUAGGCAACAAGCCAGCUCCAGAGGUUAUCUCCAUGGUUACCAUAAUGAUGGUUAUGAGCAGGAGGAGGAGGCUUAUGGAUACAACCAGCAACAUUCAGUCCACCAGAAAGGUUAUGGAGGCUAUAAUGAUGGUUAUGGUGGUUAUGGAGACGAGGCAACUGCAGCAUAUGGAAGCCAGGGUCAGUUCGGCUACUAUGACAAUGGAGCAGGGGGAACAGAGUAUCAAGACUUGGGUUACUAUGAGGAAGAAGUACUCUAUGAUCCAAAUUCAGAAUAUUAUGAAGGUGGUCUUCAUGAUGAAGGCCUGGUGGACUACAGUAACCCAUAUUCCUCUGCCCCAGGCUAUUAUAACAACCAGGAAGUUGAUUACUAUGGUUACCAGCAACAACAGGCAAUGGCAAUGUACGGUGACGAGGGUCUAGACUACUAUGUUAUGGGUGAGGACCAAAUGUAUCAGGGAGAUGGAUUCUUUGACCCUCAGGCUCAUGGUUAUUAUGAUGAAAAUGGUCAAGGAAUUCACUACAGUGAUGGACAAGGGGGUUAUUAUGACAACCAACAGGCAGGAUAUUAUGAGAACCCUUAUGCAGCAACUAUGGGAAUGCAGGGGGGAUUUUCACCAGACCAUCAACUUAAUUAUAGUGAUGCUGGCAUGCCCUACCAAGACUACAGCUCUCAGCAGGCAAUUGGAUUCCCACCAGGAGGCCAGGAGGUCUUUGGCUUUGGAGGGCAAGGGAUGGGUCAGGUACAGGAUCUGUAUGGGGGCCAAUAUGCUGACCAGUUGGACCAAUAUGAAGAUGAUACUGGUGGAAUUCAGGGAGGGGAGAUGACAUUUCGAGUUCCUAGACCUCAAGUGCGUCUAUUUGGGAAAGAGCGCCUAGAUGUGCCCCUGCCCCCUCCACCUACUUUGCCACCUGAUCCAGAAUUUGAAGAUAUGUCAGAAAUACAGUAUGAAGACCAGAUUCCUCUUGCACCAGGUCAACUUGGUGACAUGAUGUCAUUACAGCAGCAAAUGGGAAUGUCACCACAACAACAAAUGAUGAUGUCACCACAACAACAAAUAAUGAUGUCUCCUCUAGAACAAAUGAUGUUUUCUCAACAACAAAAUAUGUUGCCCCCUCAAGAACAAUUGAUGAUGCCCCCACAGACAAUGUCACCACUGCAAAAGAUGUCACCACAACAACAAAUGAUGAUGUCUCCUCAAGAUCAAAUGAUGUUUUCUCAACAACAAACUAUGUUGCCCCCUCAAGAACAAAUGAUGAUGCUCCCACAGAUGUCACCACAGCAACAGAUGAUGUCACCACAGCAGCAAAUGAUGUUACAACAAGAACAGUGUAUGUCUGCCCAAAUGAUGCCAUCACAGAUUCUGUCACCACAGCAGCAGAUGAUGCCCCAGCAAAUGAUGUCACCACAGCAGCAGAUGAUGCCCCAGCAAAUGAUGUCACCACAGCAGCAGAUGAUGUUGGCGCAGCAACAGAUGAUCUCUCCAGAAAUUAUUUCACCACAGCAGCAAAUGAUGACAGACCCGAUGAUGAUGUCACACCAACAGGGUUAUGGCCCAGUGUCGAUCCCCACUCCAACUGCCAUGAUUAUAAAGCAAGCAAGUAUGUCCCCGCUUCCUGCGCGUCGCAUACAAGCCUCCCCAACUCCAUCCCGCCGCUCUGUCAUCAUGUCACCCCAACAGAUGCAGCACCAUCCCUCUGCCAUGGCUUCCCCAGUACCAUCUCCUAUGCUUGCACAGAGACGCAGCCCCUCACCACAACCAUCUAUGAGGAGUGGGUUCAUUAAUGCCCAAAGACCCCCAUCUGUCAUGUUGAGACGAAUCUCCCCUCCUUCAUCCCCCGUGGCCUCGCCCAUCGCCCGUCGUAGAAUGCAACCUCAGAGGUCACCAUCUCCCCUGGCUCGAGGGCCCUCACCCCCCCACUCUCCCCGUACCUCCAUGAUCCGCCAAAGUCCUCCACCCUCACCAAGAGCGUCAAUGAGACAACGUUCGCCACCUUCCUCACCCCGUGCUUCCAUGAGGAGGCGAAGUCCCCCACCUUCUCCCACUCCAGCACGCAGCCCGUUUGGAGGGAGGAAGAUGCGUGGGCCACCUUCCCCUCCCCUAUCUCCUGGUCAUGCAUCCCCCCGUCUCUCUCCACAGCUCAGUAGAAGACCAUCUCCCUCUCCCUCCCAGUCUUAUCGCAGUUUAUCCCCUGCAGGGCACAGGCCCUCACCAUCAUCUCCUACCCUCUCUCGUCGCUCAACUCGGCUACUCAGGGACCCCACACCAUUGGCCCGGCCUAGGAUGGGGGGAAAUGUUCCCUUAGGUACUGUCAGACCUUCUCCUAUGGGUCUCCGAGGGCGCCCAGUUCCCCCACCCACCCAAAAUGUGCGUCCCUUCCGUGCCUCCUCCAUUCGAAGCAAUAGGUCUUCUGUUCUCACAGUGGACUCUCUCAACUCCUCCCCUUUUCACUCCCCCCACAUGGUCCACCGGGCUCCUCUGCGGAGGAGAGAAUCUGGCCGAUUUGCUCCUCGCCCUGUGGCUCGUGGACGCCCCCUCAUGGCACAGCAGUCUAUAAGAAGGAUGCCUCCUGCCUCUCCACAGCCCUCCUUGAAACACAUGCCAUAUUCUGCAUCACCACGCCUUUCUCCUCGACUUUCUCGUCAGUCCUCCCCUCUCCUGCUCCCUCGAGCUGCCCAUCCACCCACAUAUGCACCAGAAACGUAUGUGUCUGGCCCCUAUGCUGAUCCUUAUACUGAGCAGUUGCAUCAGUUUCAGCCUAUGGCCCAUUCAUCUCCCAUGCUGUCUGGGGCGCUGCAGAAUCAAGCCUUACGAGAUGCAUCUUAUUCUUCGCCUUUACAAAGGGAAAUGUCCCCUCAUGAGCAGCCUAUGCACCCUUCUUCACCAAUGCUGUCUGGAGCUUUGCAAAACCAGGCAGUGAGAGAUGCCACCUAUGUGUCUCCUCUUCAAAGACCUCAGUCCCCAUAUGCCCAAUCUGUACCUUCAUCUCCAAUGCUUUCUGGAGCCAUGAGACAUGGUCAGGCACUAAGAGGUGUGGCUUCUUAUCAGACUCCACAGCUCCAUUCACCAUACGGGCCGACUAUUGUUACUCCAUAUGAUUAUAUCUCUGAGCCUGGCCCAGCACCACUGCUUCAUGAUGCACUGCAGAACCGGUCUGGUCUGCAGAAUGUCUCAUCUUUAAGAUCCCCCAUGAUGCAACACCGUAACCCUUAUGCACCAGCUGGGCCACAGCUCCACAGUGCUCUUACACAGAACCCAAACCUCCGUCAAGCAUCUUAUCAGACACCUGUGCAACUCAGGCGAUCCCCAUAUGGACCCCCACCACCCUCUUCACCAAUUUUGGGAAGUGCCCUACAAAAUCCACAGCUGAUGCAGGCAUCGUACCGGCUGCCAGAUGGAUCUUUGGUGUCACCAUAUGCAGAUUCACGUUCCUCCCCAUUGCUCGGCCAUGCCAUGCAAAACCAACAAGUUCGUGGUGCCUCAUACACCUUGCCUGAUGGAUCAAUUAUCAGGGACCCACGUGUGCCCCAGAGGCCCACGUCUCCUAACCUUUCCAGGGCUCUUCAGAACCAGGGUCUCAGAACUGCUUCAUAUACUCUCCCUGAUGGCACCAUUAUAGACCCCAGACAGCAACAACCCAUUUCUCCAAACCUGGCCAAGGCACUAAAUAACCCAGCGCUGCGUGAAGCCUCCUAUUCUCUUCCUGAUGGUACCAUCAUGAUUGACCCUAACAAAAAGAAGUCCCCGAACCUUACAGCAGCACUUCAGAACCCCUACCUGAAAAGUGCAUCUUACACCCUCCCCGAUGGUACUAUCAUCAUUGAUCCACGGAAACCCAUCUCUCCAAACCUUUCCAAUGCUCUUCAAAACUCUGCUCUGCGGAAUGCCUCCUUCACACUACCAGAAGGGGUUCAUGACCCCAAUACACCCAUUUCACCAAACCUGGCUAAGGCCCUCAGUAACCCAGCCUUGAAAGGAGCUUCAUACACCCUCCCCGAUGGAACUAUUAUCGUGGACCCAAGGAAACCAAAGACCCCCAACCUGACAGCCGCCCUGCAGAAUCCCUAUCUAAAGGGUGUGUCCUACACUCUGCCUGAUGGAACCAUCAUCAUUGACCCACGGAAACCAGUUGCCCCUAACCUGUCUAAAGCUCUUACGAACGAGAACCUUCGUAAUGCAUCAUCGCUCCCUGAUGGUUCCUUGGUUAUCCCUGGUCAGAAGCCCUCCACUCCCAACCUUGCAGCUGCUCUGAGGCAAAACCAGGCAAUCCGGUCUACAGGUCUCUAUCAUCUGCCAGAGAACUAUGUGCUGUCAGGCGUACCCAAACCGACAACUCCCAACAUCAACUCUGCACUACGGAAAGAGGAACUCCAGGGUGUCCAUUUCAGGCUGCCGGAUGGCUCUCUUCUCACACGUCGGUUCCACAACCCAAGCCUGUCGAAUGCCAUCCAAAAUCAGCAGCUUCGCUAUGCUUCAUACAGCGUGCCAACAGGCCUGCAGGGUGAGGAUAAUCGCUAUGCUGUGGUUCCUCCCUAUGGGCCACGCUCAGGACACUGGGCCAGGAAUGCCCAAGGAGGAGGGGAAGGAGGAGAAGAUGUUUGGGCAGCUGAAAGGGUUUUACCACAUGGGACGGUCCAGAAUCUGUCAAAGUGGUCCAUGUACAGAGAAGAUGGGGUGUUAGAAGGAUUUUCACCCACACCUCGGGUUGUGGAUGGACAGCCUCAGGACACAGACUGGACUCCUGACAGAGAUAGAGUACCUGGUCAAAGCUGGUAUGACAAGAUCUACUCUAUUUUGAGCAUGCCCACAACAGGCCACAGGCCGAAACGCUGGGCAGAGGGAAUGGAGGACAUGACACAGCUGCCUGAGCUGAAUGAGACCACAGUUCUGAUGAACCUGAAGAAGCGCUACGACCAGGAACUUGUAUAUACCUACAUAGGCAGCAUCCUCGUGUCUGUGAAUCCCUACAAGUUGCUCAACAUUUAUGGCACAGACAUGGUGCUUCAGUAUGCGGGCCGCGGCCUGAGUGACAACCCUCCUCAUCUUUUUGCCAUUGCUAAUCUCUCAUAUACCACCAUGAUGGAUGCCAAAAAGGAUCAGUGUAUUGUGAUCAGUGGAGAAAGUGGGUCAGGAAAGACUGAAGCUACUAAACUGAUUCUGCGUUACCUGACAGCCAUACAUCACAAGUGCAACGUCACACAACAGAUAGAGAUACUAGAGGCCACACCCCUGUUGGAGUCUUUUGGGAAUGCCAAAACAGUGCGCAAUGACAACUCUUCACGCUUUGGCAAAUACACGCAGAUCUACAUGGAGGAGGGUGUUAUCAGCGGUGCCAUAACGUCCCAGUACCUGUUGGAGAAGUCCCGCAUUGUCUUUCAGGCCAAAUCGGAGAGGAACUAUCACAUCUUCUAUGAGAUGUUGGCGGGUCUUCCUCCUCAUGAGAAGCGCUCACUCUAUCUGCAGGAAGCUGAGACUUACUACUAUCUGAAUCAGGGAGGUGAUUGUACCAUAGAGGGGAAGGAUGAUGGGGAGGACUUCAGGCGUCUUCUGAGUGCCAUGGACAUCUUGUGUUUCACCCCAGAGGAGCAAAACGGCAUCUACAGAUUGCUGUCCUCUGUCCUUCAUCUGGGGAAUGUCUACUUCCAGCCACUCCAGGCUGAGGGUCAGGAGGUUGCAUCGAUGGUGAGCGCACAGGAGAUCAGGGUGGUAGCUGAGCUGUUGCAGGUCUCACCUGACGGCCUGCAGAAGUCUGUCACCUUCAAAAUGACAGAUACAGUAAGGGAGAAGAUCUUAACUCCACUCACAGUGGAGAGUGCUGUGGAUGCCAGAGAUGCCGUUGCCAAGAUCCUGUACUCGCUGCUGUUUAGUUGGCUGACGGAGCGCAUCAACGGACGGGUCUACCCUCGCAACGAAGCCCUCUCCAUCUCCAUAUUGGAAUAUGGAUUUGAGGAGCUACAGGUGAAUAGUUUUGAGCAACUUUGCAUCAACUACGCCAACGAAACUUUGCAGUUCUUCUUUAACAGAGUCAUCUUCCAAGAGGAGCAGGACAUCUAG
Molecule: messenger RNA, 7182 nt
Organism: Micropterus salmoides (largemouth bass)
Lineage: Eukaryota; Metazoa; Chordata; Actinopteri; Centrarchiformes; Centrarchidae
Product: unconventional myosin-XV-like
Biological process (GO): vesicle transport along actin filament; actin filament organization
Cellular component (GO): myosin complex; vesicle; cytoplasm
Molecular function (GO): microfilament motor activity; ATP binding; actin filament binding
Source: RefSeq, a predicted model, not a curated record